AUGAAGAGGAUGCGGGAUCCCUCUGAGAAAUCCAAGCAGGCGAAGAAAGCUAAGCUGGGAGAAUCCUCUAGAUCAAGACCCCUAGUUCCUCUGGUUGGCUCUCCAGGUAAGUAUGUAUAUCUCCCUCGCUCUGUCAAAAUUAAACCAAUUGCUUCUUCUCUUCCCCAAACAACUCCCAUAUACACCUCUGCUGAAACUCCUCCUUCAACCACCAGAUCUUUUAACCCACCUUCUCUGAAAUUCAACCUCGCCACCACAACGUUACCAGUUUCAGAAGGAGAAAUGCUGAACGAAACCACUUCACCAUCACCAUCUCCUCAAUCCCCACCUUACUACGAACUCUCCUCUGACACCGAACCAUCUGACCCCCAAUCUCCCACUCUAGCUCAGCUGCAAGCCCGUGCUCUGGCCUCUCAACAACUAUCACACUCUGAACCUACACCAGACUUUCCUUCCCCACCUCCUGAACAUCCAAAUCACACCACAUAUGAACCACCUCAAACACCACCUGCAUAA
This is a messenger RNA of Lathyrus oleraceus (garden pea), 516 nucleotides long. RefSeq names its product leucine-rich repeat extensin-like protein 1. The record is from RefSeq and is a predicted model, not a curated record. Bases 1 to 516 code for a protein of 171 amino acids. The transcript has a single exon. NCBI's taxonomy places the organism in Eukaryota, Viridiplantae, Streptophyta, Magnoliopsida, Fabales, Fabaceae.